Triticum turgidum subsp. durum (durum wheat) is the source of this 855-nucleotide messenger RNA. The record is from the annotation of a GenBank genome assembly. Lineage: Eukaryota; Viridiplantae; Streptophyta; Magnoliopsida; Poales; Poaceae.
AUGAAGGUCUUCAUCCUGGCUCUCCUCGCCCUCACAGCAACCACCGCCAUUGCCCAGUUGGAAUCCACCGGUAGCCAGGGCUUUGGACAAUGCCAACAACAACAACAACCGGGGCAACAACAGCUGCUGGAGCAGAUGAAGCCGUGUGUGGCAUUCCUGCAACAACAGUGUAGCCCAGUGAGAAUGCCAUUCCUCCAAAUACAGGUGCAGCAGCUUAGCAGCUGCCAGAUCAUGCAAUACCAAUGCUGCCAGCAGCUAGCACAGAUCCCGGAGCGAAUCCGGUGCCAUGCCAUCCACAGCGUGGUAGAGGCUAUCAUGCAACAACAACCCCAACAACAAUGGCAGGAGCCCCAACAGCAAGCACAACAUAAGAGCAUAAGGAUGUUGCUUGAGAACCUAUCAUUGAUGUGCAGCAUCUCCGUCCCGGUACAAUGCCAGCAACAACAACAAUUGGGCCAACAACAACAACAACAAUUGCAGGAGCAGUUGACACCGUGUGCGACAUUCCUGCAGCAGCAGUGCAGCCCAAUGACAGUGCCAUUCCCCCAGACUCCGGUGGAUCAGCCUACCAGCUGCCAGAAUGUGCAACACCAAUGUUGCCGGCAGUUAUCACAUAUCCCGGAGCAAUUCCGUUGCCAAGCCAUCCACAACGUGGCUGAGGCUAUCAGGCAACAACGACCCCAACAACAAUGGCAGGGUAUGUACCAGGCCCAGCAGCCAGCACAACUUGAGAGCAUCAGGAUGUCGCUUCAGGCCCUGCGGUCGAUGUGUAGCAUCUACAUCCCGGUACAAUGCCCCGCCCCCACCGCCUACAACAUUCCCAUGGUGGCUACUUACCCUGGUGGUGCGUACUAG